AUGGCACCUAAGAAACUACCAUCUAAUACUAAUGCUGCUGGUGGUGGUGAUUCAUCAAUGUUUGGUCUAAAAAUGGAUCAAUUAAAAGCAUUGAUGGAAGUACGUGGAAAGGAAUUACUUGAAAAAAUAAAUUCACCGGAUUAUAAUGGUGUCAAAGGAAUAUUAGAAAAAUUAAAAGUUGAUGGAGCUAAAGGACUUGAUUCGAAGAAUGAAGAAGAUCUUGAACAACGACGUGUAGCUUAUGGCAAAAAUGAAAUUCCACCUAAACCAAUGAAAUCAUUCUUAAAAUUAUGUUGGGAUGCACUUCAUGAUAUGCUUUUAGUGAUAUUAUUAGUGUGUGCAGUUGUUUCAAUUGCCCUUUCAUUCUAUAGUCCACCGAAACAUGGACAUGAAGAAAAAGAAGAAGAACCAAAUCUUGAAUGGAUUGAAGGUGUUGCAAUUCUUGUUGCUGUUCUUGUCGUUGUAUUUGUUACUGCAUUUAAUGAUUGGAGAAAAGAACGACAAUUUCGUGGUUUACAAAGUAAAAUUGAAAAAGAUCAACAAACAUCUGUUAUACGAGAUGGUCAAAUACAACAAGUUCUUGUCGCAGAACUCGUUGUUGGUGAUCUUUGUUUUAUUAAAUACGGUGAUCUCUUACCCGCUGAUGGUAUUCUUGUUCAAUCAAGUGAUCUUAAAAUCGAUGAAUCUUCAUUAACAGGAGAAACUGAUUUAAUAAAGAAAAAUGAAAAUGAUGAUGUGGGAUUAUUAUCAGGCACACAUGUUAUGGAAGGUAGUGGUCGAAUGGUAAUUGUUGGUGUGGGAUUAAAUUCCCAAGUUGGAAGUAUCAUGAGUUUACUUGGUGCAACAGACGGUGGUAAGGAUGCAAAAGAUAAGAAAAAGGAUAAAGCAGAUAAAGCAAGAACACCAUCAACAACGAAACCUAUACCUGAUUCAACAAGACAGAGUAUACGUACUGAAGAUGAAACAAAACUACGAACAACAUCAACCGCUGAAGGAAAUCUACAAGCAUCAUCACGUAAACCAUCAAAUGAUAAUAAAACAACAGACUCUGCUCAAGAUAAAAAAGAAGAAGGUCUAAAACCUGUACAAGCUGAGACCAAUGAAGACGAGGAAGACAUUGCUGGAGUUGGUGAAGGCAAACAUCAAUCGGUUCUUCAAACAAAACUGAGUAGUUUAGCUUUAUGGAUUGGUUAUAUUGGUAUGUCUGCUGCUAUUUUAACAUUAAUUUGUUUAGUCGUCCGUUACUGUAUUACAACUUAUGUUGUUAAUAAACAACGAGCAUCGAGCAAUGAUAUUAGUUAUUUUAUAUCAUUUCUUAUUCAAGCUAUUACUGUUGUUGUUGUUUCAGUACCAGAAGGUCUUCCAUUGGCUGUAACACUUGCUCUUGCUUAUGCUGUUCGAAAAAUGAUGACAGAUAAUAAUCUUGUUAGACAUUUGGAUGCUUGUGAAACAAUGGGAAAUGCAUCAACAAUAUGUUCGGAUAAAACAGGAACAUUAACAACAAAUCGUAUGACUGUUGUACAAACUUUUGUUACGGGAAAACAUAGUGAAAAAAUACCAAAAAAAGAAGAAGUCAAUCAAGAAUUAUUACCAUUACUCUUUGAAGCUGUAUCUGUUAAUUCAAAUUAUACAUCAAAAAUAGAGGAAGCAAAAAAAGAAGAGGGUGGUUUACCCAAACAAGUUGGUAAUAAAACAGAAUGUGCUUUAUUAGAUUUAGUACAGAAUUGGGGUGGAUCAUAUGAUAAAAUUCGUCAAGAUAUUCCUGAAGCAAAAUUAGUUAAAGUCUAUACAUUUAAUUCUGCACGUAAAAUGAUGAGUACAAUUAUUCAACGUGAUGAUGGUUAUCGUAUUUAUACAAAAGGUGCAUCAGAAAUGGUUUUAACAAAAUGUACAUCAAUUCUUGGAGAGAAUCAUCAAGUCAAACAAUUGACUGAAGAAGAUAAAACUCGUAUAACAAAAGAUCUUAUUGAAAAAAUGGCAAGUAAUGCUUUACGAACAAUUUGUAUUGCUUAUAAAGAUCUUGGAAAAGAAACACAAAAUUGGGAUGAUGAAGAAAAAAUGAUUAAUAAUUUAACAUGUAUUGCAAUUGUUGGAAUUGAAGAUCCUGUUCGACCAGAAGUUCCAGACGCUAUUUUAAAAUGUCAAAAAGCAGGUGUCGUUGUUCGAAUGGUUACAGGAGAUAAUAUUAUGACUGCACGUUCGAUAGCAACAAAAUGUGGUAUACUUAAACCAAAUGAAGAUUUUCUUGUAUUGGAAGGAAAAGAAUUUAAUAAACGUAUUCGAGAUGCAAAUGGAAGAAUUUCACAAAAGAAACUUGAUGAAGUAUGGCCAAAACUACGUGUGUUAGCACGUUCAUCACCUCAGGAUAAAUACAAUUUAGUUAAUGGUAUUGUUGAAAGUCAUGCAACAGAACAUCGUGAAGUCGUUGCUGUUACGGGUGAUGGUACAAAUGAUGGACCAGCACUUAAACGUGCUGAUGUUGGAUUUGCUAUGGGUAUUCAAGGAACAGAUGUUGCUAAACAAGCAUCAGAUAUUAUUUUAACUGAUGAUAAUUUUUCGUCAAUUGUUAAAGCAAUGAUGUGGGGAAGAAAUGUUUAUGAUUGUAUUGCAAAAUUUCUUCAAUUUCAAUUAACAGCUAAUUUAUCAGCAGGUGUAAUAUCAGUUGUAUCAGCUGCAGCUAUUAGUACUGUUCCAUUACGAGCUGUUCAAAUGCUCUGGGUUAAUCUUGUUAUGGAUACAUUAGCUUCACUUGCUCUUGCAACAGAACCACCAACAGAAGAAUUAUUAAAUCGUAAACCAUAUGGACGAACAAAAUCAAUUAUAUCACCAAUGAUGAUGAGAAAUAUUAUUGGACAAUCAAUUUAUCAACUUAUUGUUAUGUUUGUUAUACUUUAUGCUGGACAAUACUUUUUAGGUGUUGAAUCAACAGUUCAAAAAAUUCAGCAUGAUCCACAUGCUGGAAGAGAGCUAAGUGAACAAUUUACAUUAGUAUUCAAUGCAUUUGUUUUAAUGACUUUAUUUAAUGAAAUUAAUUCAAGAAAAUUACAUGGAGAAAGAAAUGUAUUUAAAGGAGUUUUUCGUAAUCCAUUUUUUUAUUGUAUUUGGAUCUUUUGUUUCAUUGCACAAAUUUUAAUUGUUACAUUUGGUGGUCGAGUUUUUAGUUGUGCACGAUUAAAUCCUCAACAAUGGGCAUAUAGUUUAUAUUUUGGUAUUGGAUCACUUUUUUGGCAACAGAUUUUAUUAUGUAUUCCAAUCGAACCGUUUGCUAAAUGUUUUUCGGCAAUCUAUCGUGUAUGUUGUCCAUGUUGUGCUACGAGACAAGCUAAGAAACUUGAAGAAGAAAUUGCUCGUCGAAAAUCAGCUGCAUCAGAUCUACGACGACCAUCAAGAAGAAGCACGGGUGAUGGAUUACAAUAUAGUACAAUUGCUCAAUUAACAAGUGCAACUGUUGUAACUGAACCACCACCAGUUUUUGCUAAAUUUAUGCUUCGUAAAAGUGUUGAUCGACUUAAUUCCGAGUUUCGUGUUAUCAAUGAAUUUCGAUCACGACUUGAAGAACUUAAAGACAAAAAUACUGAAGCAGCUGAAUAUAAACGAACAAGUCGUGGCAAUAUUCUUGAAGAAUAA
Adineta steineri is the source of this 3627-nucleotide messenger RNA. NCBI's taxonomy places the organism in Eukaryota, Metazoa, Rotifera, Eurotatoria, Adinetida, Adinetidae. The record is from the annotation of a GenBank genome assembly.